Gavia stellata (red-throated loon) is the source of this 2503-nucleotide messenger RNA. RefSeq names its product desumoylating isopeptidase 1 (gene DESI1). Gene Ontology annotation, molecular function: peptidase activity. NCBI's taxonomy places the organism in Eukaryota, Metazoa, Chordata, Aves, Gaviiformes, Gaviidae. Gene Ontology annotation, biological process: protein modification by small protein removal. The record is from RefSeq and is a predicted model, not a curated record.
AUGCGCAGAGGCAGCGUCGCCCCUUCCGUUCCGUCUGUCACCUCGCGGUUGGUGCUGCCGCACCCGGGAGCGGCGGCGGGACUGGUACCGGGGCCGCCUUUUCCCCUUCCCCUCCGCUUCCCGGCGCCUGGCCGGGCGGGGUGUCUGUCAGGGCUCCGGGUGCCGCCCGGCGGCCGUGCCCGCACCCCCAUCCCCAUGGAGGAGCCGCUGGCCCUGCACCCCGUGAAGCUCUAUGUGUACGACCUGUCCAAGGGCAUGGCUCGGCGCCUCAGCCCCCUCAUGCUGGGGAAACAGCUGGAUGGCAUCUGGCACACCUCCAUAAUAGUCCAUAAGGAUGAGUUCUUCUAUGGCAGUGGAGGAAUCUCCAGCUGUGCACCUGGAGGGACACUUCUUGGCCCCCCAGACUCAGUUGUUGACCUGGGGAACACUGAAGUCACAGAGGAAAUUUUUCUGGAAUAUCUUUCCUCUUUGGGGGAAUCUAUGUUCCGAGGAGAGUCUUAUAACAUCUUUGAACAUAACUGCAACACCUUCAGUAAUGAAGUGGCACAGUUCCUGACAGGAAGAAAAAUCCCUUCCUACAUCACUGACCUUCCAGCUGAAGUUCUUGCCACACCUUUUGGACAAGCUUUAAGACCCCUCCUGGACUCCAUCCAGAUCCAGCCACCUGGAGGAAAUACCUUCAGCAGACAUAAUGGACAGAGCUAACAGGAGUGACCCAGUGUGCCCAGCCUCACCAGGCCUCUUCCUUUUUAAACCUGGAUCUACCAGAUUUCUAUUUUAUAAUUUCCCAUCAGAAUUAACUCUGCAGAAGAUACAAGACAAGUUUUAAAAUUUCUUAGGGAGAGGAUUUAUCAGGGUGCAUGUAAGACAAUGUUACCAAAAAGAUUGCCAUAAUUUCUAAUAGUAUUAUACUAAUUUAUAAAGGCUGUCUUGUCUGAGUAGGCUGACACUUUCUAAGUAACUCCUGUGCUGGUAAGUGGGAAUUCACUCCAUGAGCAUUCAAGGGCCCAUUACACAAUUUAGAGUAAAUAAGGGGCUGUCCUAGCCAUCCUUGCAGGCUUGCAUCUCUUUUUUUCUGUCACUGCUUAUAUUAUGGGAGUAUUUGCUGAAGUCUGUAGCAAAAAGACAAAGGAAGUAUUGGUAGCCUAGGAAGUGAAGGUGUCCCAGGAUUAGUCUUCUGCAUAGUUCACUGAUGUUAUGUUAUUUGCUCAGCAGAAAAGCUGAACUCAUCUGAUUAGAAUAUUUGCAGUGGCACAGCUGUGUGGGAAAUGUGAUCAAGCUGAACUCUGUGUCAGUGUCACACUCAAAAGUGGAAACUUUCAAUGGGACUAUCUUUGUGUGGGAGGGAGGCUGGAACUGAAGGUUGCCAAGAGCCUUGUAAUGCUAGAUCCAAGAGUUAUGGGAAAGAACCAGCUGAAAGAACAGAAUCUCAUGAGCAGAAGUGGUGGAAACAAAUUUCAGGUGAAAGCAAAAUGAAGUGAAAUGCUUCCUUUUCUUGCAUGUAAGUUUAUCAGCAGAUAGACAGAACCUUGUUAACUAUUUACCUUUGCAGAAGAGCUGGGGUUUUUUUCUUACCAAGACAGAGUUACAGUACAGUAAGGCAGGAAUAGUAUGGCAACUGCAUGAUAAUAUAAUGUGGACCAAUUCUGCCUUCAGUAUCUAGUUGCAGACACAGUAGGAGCUCCAACUUUCUUUUAUAUUGCUGUCCUUUCCAAAGCAGUCCAGCACAUCACAGAGAGGGCUCUGCUUAAGUUUAAGAGAAAUAGGUGGUAGGUCUCCUCAAAUGUAAAGAAAAGGAGGAAGAGUAAAAUUAAGCUUUUCUAUGGAACAAUUGAGUUUAUUGGGAUACAUGCAGAAGCAGUCCUGUCCUUAGAUUGACACUAGAUUGUAUCAAUACUGCAUCUCCUAGCUUAAGAUUCUUAUAGCUUUGCAAUUAUUUGCAGUGGAAAAAGAUCAGGGGAAUGAAAGAAUAGGCACACUGAUUUCUUUUCAUGCAUGUAUAUAUACUAUUUUCCUGAACAAUUUUGUAGCAGUUACAUUUAGGAAGGAACACAAGAAAAACAUCGGACAAACCCCAAAACAUUGCUGAUGUUCUAUAAAUGGGGAUUGCAAGUCCCAGAUGCUGCUGAAAAAGCAUCUAUGCAAAUGUAUAGCCCCUUGUCCAGUGCUUUGUUGUGAAAAGUAUUGCUGCAAGUUCAGUCCUGCACUGGAAACUUCCUGCUUACCUAAAGAAGAUGUCUUUCCUCUGCUAGGCUCUUUCUCCCAGAAUAAUACAGUUUAAUAAGUUUCUCACACUGUUACUCAGUGUGGGCUAUAAUGGUUCAUAUUUUUGAGGGGAUGGAAUGGAGGAAAACAGUUUAAUCACUCUGUCAAAUACUCUGUUGCCCUGCACCUUGUGGAAUCACUACACAAGUGGAAAUAGGGUGCCAUCGGUACAUUUUAGUUUUGUGUGUACCUGCUCUCAGUGCACAGCAGUGGCACUUGCAGCCCUUUUUUUUUUUUU